Molecule: messenger RNA, 994 nt
Organism: Galeopterus variegatus (Sunda flying lemur)
Lineage: Eukaryota; Metazoa; Chordata; Mammalia; Dermoptera; Cynocephalidae
Gene: DCTN6
Product: dynactin 6
Exons: 8
Coding region: 47-619 (190 amino acids)
Biological process (GO): mitotic spindle organization
Cellular component (GO): dynactin complex
Molecular function (GO): dynein complex binding
Source: RefSeq, a predicted model, not a curated record
GGCGGUUGUGUCGAUCUCAGCUUCAGCCGGAGACCCUGGCCGAACCAUGGCGGAGAAAACUCAAAAGAGUGUGAAGAUUGCUCCUGGAGCAGUUGUAUGUGUAGAAAGUGAAAUCAGAGGAGAUGUAACUAUUGGACCUAGGACAGUGAUCCACCCGAAAGCACGAAUUAUUGCAGAAGCUGGGCCAAUAGUGAUCGGUGAAGGUAACUUAAUAGAAGAACAGGCCCUUAUCAUAAAUGCUCACCCAGAUAAUAUCACUCCUGAUGUUGAAGAUCCAGAUCCCAAACCUAUGAUCAUUGGCACCAAUAAUGUGUUUGAAGUUGGCUGUUAUUCCCAAGCCAUGAAAAUAGGAGAUAAUAAUGUCAUUGAAUCCAAAGCAUAUGUAGGCAGAAAUGUAAUAUUGACAAGUGGCUGCAUCAUCGGGGCUUGCUGCAACCUGAAUACUUUUGAAGUCAUCCCUGAGAACACGGUGAUCUAUGGCACAGACUGCCUUCGUCGGGUGCAGACUGAGCGACCACAGCCCCAGACACUACAGCUGGAUUUCUUGAUGAAAAUCUUGCCAAAUUAUCACCACCUAAAGAAGACUAUGAAAGGAAGCUCAACUCCAGUUAAGAACUAAGAGCAAUGUAUGACAUGACGAUAACAUUUCAUCUUUCGCCGCUGUCCUUUGAAAGGGCCCCCAGUUUAUGUACUCUUAACAGCUCACAGAGUAAUAAUACAUGUUGACUUUAUUUUGUAAAAUUGAAUUAGAGAGGAAAGUAAUGGGUUUUCAUUGUUAACUGUCCUCUAUAAUUCAUAUGGAAUGUAUUAUUUUCCUAUAUCCUUGUUCCUUUUCUGAUAAUUUGCAAAUUUAGUUUAUCUUGUAUUAUAUAAAAUGUUAAUCACAAAUUUUAUUUAUGUAAAAGACUACCCAUGAUAAGAAAAGACAUAUUGUUACGUAUUUAUACUCUAGCAUAUACUAAACCAAAUAAAAAUGCUGAAGACUGGGCUUUAA